CCGAGGGCGCGCUUUCCAGCACCGGCAUUCUCUCCAAAAGCCGGAUCGAACCUUGGAAACGAACGCGGAACAUCGUUUUACGAAUGCUCCCUUACGCUCUUUUCUUCCAGCGCUGUCCGGCCGAGAGAUCAAUAAAUUCAUUCAUUCAUUUUCUUGCCUUCCUUCCUUCCAUCCAUCCACCCAGCAGCCUGGCUUGGGAAGCACCUCCUUCCUGGGCUCUCCUAGAUCCCGAGAGAGCUUCUUUGAUCCACUGUGAUUAGGCUAACUUAAACCCUCUCAAGAUUCCAGCUACUGCGCUUCCAUUCAUCUGCUUCACUUUUACACCGUGGGGAGGUCGCCUACUUCUGCAAGGCGCGCCCUUUCUGAGUGAAAAAUUGAGUUCUAUUCUAUUCCGAUUCUGAUGUGUACCUGUGGUGGAAGUGGCAUAGUCUAAUGACUAAGAAUUUUGCCACCCCUUUGCAACUAUCUUUCAUUAAUAUUGGGAUCUGCUGUUUUUGUUAUUGAGUCUUGCAAACCACCCAGAGUCAACUUGUGGAUUUAGGAAUGUAGUUUGCAAACAUAUUGAAUAAUGAAAGGAAGUUCUUGUCAGUGUUUUGGAUUAUAGGUUUCUGCUCAUUUUCAUUCUUAGCCUGGAAACUGAAGAUACUUCCCAUAGAAUCCAGUCAUGGAGGGGAGAAAUUACUCAUCCUUGAAGAGAACUGAAGGGGGCUCUCCUUCCCAUUCUGCUCCCAUCAGUGAAAGUGGUUUUGUAGAUUCAGAAGAGCCUUUGGAUUUGUUUGGACAAGCAGCAAGAACCAGGCAGAACAUUCUGGAAGAAGCAGCCACCCACUGCUUUGUCCACUGUUGCCCUUUCAGAGAGCUAUGUUAUAAGAAAGUUGAGGGACUCCGAGAAGUAUGCAGCCGACUCCACCAUUUUUAUGGUCAAUGGCUGAGGGAAGAGGACCGCAUGAAAGCUCAGAGGCUGGACUUGGUGGCCCUGCAACAGUCCCUGGGCAUUCUGCCCCCAGAGAUGGAGGGUUGGGUCUGUAAGUGUAGAGCAGAGACCAGCUCCCAGGCAAUGACCCUGACUGAAGACUUGUCCCAGAGUGACGUGGAGCAGACAUUACAGAGAAAGCAACAGGUUCAUAAGCCUUUCAUGGAGGUGACCACCCAACCUCCUAAAGCACCAGAGAAUGUGUCACAUCUCCUUCAAGAUCCGGUCUUAGAGGGGAUCUCCCAGGAAGACCCAUCUCAGAAGAUACAAUCAGCUAAAAGAAGGUUCCUUUCGAUGUAUUGGAGUCCUUGGGAGCAUCUAAUAUCUGAACACUUUUUAUUCAUAAAUUUCUUUUACACUAAUACUGUAUGCAGAUUGCCCUUUGGACAUGGUUUUUCUCCAGCUCUUUUAAAACAUGUUUAAAAUUGUUUCCUCUGCCUUUAUUCCUCUCAGAAAAUGAAACAGUUAGUUAGUUAG
This is a messenger RNA of Pantherophis guttatus, 1450 nucleotides long. NCBI's taxonomy places the organism in Eukaryota, Metazoa, Chordata, Lepidosauria, Squamata, Colubridae. The record is from RefSeq and is a predicted model, not a curated record.